AUGACCUUAAAACUUUUGACACUCCUCGCGGCGCUGGGUACGGUAGGACUGGGGCACAAAUGCGAGGACACGGACAGUUGUGAUCAGUUAGGUUGCGAAGACGGAUGGACAGCCAUGAACCGGACACGAACUUGUUUCAAGCUGAUCCGCAAUAUAGCAUUUUCAAAAGCAGCAUCAGCAUGUGAUAAAUUUGAUGCUACAGUAGCUUCAGCUGGAGAUGAAGACGAGAAUCUGGAUCUUUUGGAAUUUGGCAUCAUUGCCCGGGUACAGAAAACAGAGAUCUUUUUAUUGGGCGCAAAACAGGAGAUCACCGUGAUAUCUAACGGUGGCCAGAAAGACUUUGAUCACAGAGAUUUAUUUGAUCAGAAGGAGAAUGUUGAUGGGUAUGAGGGAAAAGCUAAGCGAAGCGUCCAGAGAGGACGAGCCGGGCGUCGCUGGCGUUGGAUAAACGACAGACCCUUCAAAUAUACAAACUGGUACCAUCGUGAAUCCUCCGAAGAAGAGUGGGAUGACGACAAGGGGUGUAUCGAGAUGUACGUUCGUCACUGGAAUUUCGACAACUCAAAGAGCCUCCGGUUCAACAUUCAAUCGACUGGGGCUGGAAAAUGGAACCAUGUCAAGUGCGACCAAGGCAAUCGAGUGAUGGCUUGUCGCAAGGAACAGAAAGCCAAGAAGCCAAAGAAGCCCCGAUUUUCUGCCAGCCGUUCCAAUGAGGAUCCUUGUGAUCGCGGAUGGACUUAUUCCCGUAAAACCAGAAGCUGCUACUUGGGAACCUCUUGCGAUAGCGGUUGGACACAGGGAGCCGGAACUAAUAAGUGUUAUAAGUUCCUCGAUACCAUGCUCCUAUUCUCUGAAGCCACCAAACAAUGCCAACAGAUUGGGUCCCGAGUGUUGACUAUCCAUUCUUCAGUUGAGAAUCAAUUUGCUAACGCAUUCACAAAACGCACUGGUGGUCGGGAUUUCGCGUGGUUGGACGCUUCCAGGACCGGUACCGGCAAGUAUGACUAUGUCUGGAACGACAAAUCAUCGAUGAACUACACGAAUUGGGACAACUUUUUGAUGGAUUUUGCCCGGGUGGAGGAGUAUUGCUUGCAGCUACGCCCCGACGGCCGGUGGAAUGAUUAUCCGUGUUUUACACCAGAACGCACGCUUUGUCAGAAGGAAUUCGGCUGGACCUGGGCCGACGGAAGUCCGAUGGACUACAAAAACUUUUUGGAGGAUGAAUGGAAAAUUGCAAAGGCCGGUAGCGGCUGUCUUGAGAUGCAACUACGCGAGGGCAACGAUUUUAGUUCAAAUUACGCCGGAAAGUGGAACGAAAACUCGUGCGACAAUGCGUUUGAUGUGGCGAUUUGCCGGAACUCCAUCGGGCUAUCAACAGCAACAGAUGAUGGAAUGGCGAUCGCAGAAUGUGGGAUGCCAUUUGUUGAGAGGAUUGAGCUCAUAUGCGAUCCCGGCUGGACAAUGGGGAACGAUAGCGCCACAUGCCUGAAGGUGGCCCUGAAUGUGACUUUCGAAGAAAUGCGACUGAUAUGUGUGGCCCAGAAUUCCUCAAUCGCUUCGAUCCAUUCGUCGCUGGAGCACAUAGUGCUUUGGAGGCUAAUAACGGGAGCGUUGAUAGACGCCGGCGUGCUCUCAUCUGGCCGCCCGGUCGCCUCGUUAGUGGGAGCUUAUAGGACCGAUAACGGGUCAUAUGUUUGGGAUGAUGGCUCACCAAUGGAUACUGCACUAUGGGCUUCCGGUGAACCUAGCGGCAACGGAAGUUGUGUAGCGAUGUAUUCAUAUGCCGGGUUUUCCGUGCAAGACGUAAGCGUGCAGGGGAACGAAGGCCCGACCGUGGCACGUUGGUACGCCCACGAAUGCGGUCGUUUUGCGUCGGGCGUGUAUUAUCCUUGUGAGUUUUAUGGGCCAAACGACUCGGAGCCCGAGUUUGUACAUGUGAAUACUACGUACGGUGGCGAAAAAGCGGAAGCUGAGGGGGUAGAUUUUGGGAACUGCGACGAGCCAUUCACGAUCGAGCUUAAGCUACCUUGCGAUCCCGGUUGGACCCUCCUGGCCGCGACAAACAGCUGCUACAAGGCUUUCGGGGCAAUCACGACAGUUGAUGCGAGGGCCAAUUGCACGGCGAUGAACGCAAAAGUGGCGUCGGUACAUUCGGAUGAGGAGAAUGCGUUUAUACGAGAUCUGAUGUUGAAGGAAUAUUACCCAAAUGGCGAACUACCGGACAAAGACCUCAUUGGGAUGCUAGGCGCGCAAAAGGAUCUCAACAACUACAGGAUAUUUUACUGGGAUGACGGCUCAACGUGGGAUUAUGCGACGUGGUCGAUUGGCGAGCCCAAUAGUCCUAAAAGCGAGCCGUGUGCAGGGAUGUAUUUGCACUCUCUCGCAACUGCAUCCGACGGUCUACCAUACGAUGGGCGGUGGAAUGAUUGGAGCUGCGGGGGCUACUGGGAUGCGGCUGUCUGUAAAAAAGCUCCGAAUGACAUUGCA
This is a messenger RNA of Mesorhabditis spiculigera, 2487 nucleotides long. Lineage: Eukaryota; Metazoa; Nematoda; Chromadorea; Rhabditida; Rhabditidae. The record is from the annotation of a GenBank genome assembly.